AUGCAAGCGUCUCUAGCUAGGUCACUUCCUCUGCUUCCAACAGAGAAGGACCGUCAACGUGUGGUUAAGUUUUUCAACAGAUUUGACGGCUUACGGGCCCAGGAAAAUGCUGCUGUGAGACAAGUUGCAUUAGUAUCUUUGAGCACCGUUAUUCAAAUUUAUGAACGGUACCCACAAUUUUCCCAAAGCAGUGAUCUUGUGAAGAGUUUGGUGAACAAAAUGGAUGUCAAAUUUUCACGAAAACUCCGUGACUUAUUUACUCGAUAUCGGCAACAGCUCACCCUCGAUCUCACUAUUGGCGGUCAACUGAUAUUAUUAUCCGAGAUGAUUGCAAAAGAGUUAGCAUUGAAGCUUGAUCGAGUGCAGUAUCUCAAGCGGGUGUUCAGCAAUACAGUGACACUCAAUGCGGAGGACCAGCGUCAAGUUGAUGAAGCGUUUCUCGAACUCGAUGAUUAUUUAGGGUCCUUCAGCAACGACUACCAGGAGAAGUUGGAUAUGCUCGAGUCCGAUUGUUUUGCGGGCACCAGCAUCGACUCGGUGCUCGUUUUGCCUCAGGGAUUUAUGUUCAUAUUGAAACCGGGAUACGCCCCUGAGGAGUUAUUCAUUGGGUAUGAGUGA
Molecule: messenger RNA, 618 nt
Organism: Diutina rugosa
Lineage: Eukaryota; Fungi; Ascomycota; Pichiomycetes; Serinales; Debaryomycetaceae
Exons: 1
Coding region: 1-618 (205 amino acids)
Source: RefSeq, a predicted model, not a curated record